GUUGUAUAUAGAGACGAAAGGGUGAACGAGGGAAAAGACAGAAAAGGGGAGCCACACGAUCGUAAAAUCUCAGUAUCGCUUCGUGGGGCGCUCGUGCACGAUUCGCUGUAAUCGCUAUGAUUACCAUAGUUUUCAUGAGAAGGCAACUACAAUAAAAGUUUAAGGAGACACGUGGACCAUGCCAGGUUAAGGGGCGAAGUGGUGACCUAAAACUCAUCCUUGGUUCUGACCCUCGAUGCUUACGCUACGACUGGUGUCGACUCAUUUCUUGAAGCAGCCAUAGGCAGUGCCCUUCGCCUUAGAGAAAGGGCUCAAUGCGAUGUGCCGUGAUAGGGACAUGAACCCAAAACUAGUCAAAUUAAACGAUCUCUUUUUAACAUCAUAUUGGUUGCCAACAUCGAUUUAAAGUUGCUCGAAGGUUUCGUGCGCGUGUCGACGAAGGACUUUUCUUCGCCGGUCCCUUCUCCUUCGAAAGUUUUCAUAUUCACCCGUCCUUCUAAUUUUCAUUAUUCGCUUACCCCACACAUUGUUCCUUACCCUCUGUUUAACGAAUCUCUUCCGUGCGGAACUGAAAAUUCGUGACUUGCUGUAAACGUCAACGUCAUUAUCAACAUCGGCAUCAACAUCACUAUCAACGUCAACGCCACCGUCAACGUUCACGCCAUCGUCAACAUCGAAAAAUCAAGCUGUCACGGAGAAUAAACAUAAAAUACGUCGAACAAAAAGAUUUCAUAACGAAAUAAAGAAGGUAUAACAUAUCCAAUCGGGAAAUCGACUGCGAAGGAGAGCAAAUAACCAAAAAGUGUAACUCGAAGUAGUAUCCAGGCUGAACUCCAUUUACUUCAACCUGUGGAGGGUCGCGAGGGAGUGUAUUUGCGGCGGCGGUGGCGGCGGCUCGCGUUGUAGACAAAGUGGGAUGAGACGUCCUCAGCAAGAUCAUCACCAUCUCCACAGCAACCACCACCACCAUCAUCAUCAUCAUCAUCAUCAUCAUUACUAUCAGCAACAUCACCACCAUCAUCAUGGAUCUUCGUCAAGUCCUACACGAUCUCGACAAGUUCACGACAAGGACGAAUCCCGUUUAGCGAAAGUGAAACGCGUUCUGACAGUAUCGUUAUUAAGACGUAACGCAGGAUCUACGAGGAUCUUUGGUACACGACUAGAUUCGAUCGAGCCAUACCUCGACACCGGUGUGCCUUUUGUGGUGCACCGAUUGUGUAAUUAUAUCGAAGCUCAUGGAUUCCAAAGCGCCGCGGUGUUUCGUCUGUCCGGUGGAAGCCCAAGACUGGCAGAAAGAUUAAGGGCCGCGUUUGAAAGAAGAGGAGAUGCUGACUUAGAAACAGCAGCCUGUCCCCCGACUGCGGCAACGCUUCUUCGCCAGUAUCUAAAAGAAUUACCACAACCUGUUGUACCAUCAACCCUUGUAGCUAGGCUAUUGUCCAUUCACGCCCAGAAUUAUGCUAACGAUCAUGACUGUUGGAUUAAUUUAACGAAAGAGCUACUGUCAACUCUGCCAACCUCCCACUAUCGUUUGCUUGGUUACUUGGCUCUUUACCUAAGCAAGUACGAAGCUAAACAUGGACGUAGUGCCGGCGUUUGCGGAGUGUUCGCCCCUGUAAUUCUACCUCAUGUUCCACCAGCUACCACCCUUCUUCGUGAUAUCUUAGCCGAAGCAUCUGUGCUUUUUCCAGAUUGCAUCCGAGAUAACGUGGUGAACGGCGUGAUCUCUGCAAGUGAUUGUAAGAUUUGCAAGGAUAUAAAGGACGAACCAAAAGAUUUUGAAGGAGCGUCGUUGCUUUGCGCGCUGAAACCGCGUAAGCGUAAAGAACGUCACGAAUCCUGUUGUCAAGAACGAAAACUGAUAAGAAGUAGUAGCGAGGAGCGUGUUCUUGAAAGUCCCGCUGAAACCACGGACACGAUUAGACGUGUGAGCAGUCACGAAGAUUUUAACAGUGAAAAACAUUUGCAUAUUUUAUCUCAGCUCGGACAAGACAUGGGUCAUGGUGUGAGAUGCGGAAGUCUUCCCUUACAUGAAAGAACAAAUGUUUCACCUGUAUCCAAGAAAACUCCACCAACUUCGUCGCCGUGCGAGACAGCUUUAGAAACAGAAAAAUUUGAAUGCGAUGCCGAGAAAUUGAGAAGCAGCGAACGUUUCAGUCGAAGUAUUACUCCGAGAGGACGAAGGCAGGCUCGACGAAGGAGGGUGCAUAAAGUUACAGACGCAGAGAAUUCUAGUAAGGAAAACGAAGAGGAAACCGAUAAUAUUUAUGUAUCAUCGAAUCCUAAUAGCUGCAAUGGAUCUCCAGCACAAAGUUUUUUGGAAAUGUUGAGCAGUGGACCGAGCCGAUCGCCAUCACCGGCUCGUCCUCCGACAGUUAGUCAUGAAGAUCUAAAUAACCCCAGCCUAACUAACUGGACUUUUCAACGACAAGAAAAUGACGAAGCUGCCGAUGCACGAGUAGAAGCUAUGCUUUCUCCAAGAAAUUCUUUAUUACUACCUAGACGUUUUUAUUCGGAAAAUGAAAUGCAACCUAAUGCUCCGAAUAUCGCAGAACUUGGUUUAAAAAAUUUAACCAAGUACAUAAAUGGCUUGAAAAAAAAGAUAAAGAAAUACGAAGACGAAUUUGAAGAAAAUUUUGGUUAUCGUCCAAGUCAUUCUGAUAAGAUGAGCAACAAGGACAUCAAACGAUUGUGUACAGAAUUAAGUAAAUUGCGAAAGGAGCAUAAGUUAUUAAAGGAAGAUCCGGUGAGCGCGUUAUUAGCUAAUGCAGAUAACAAAACAAGAACAACAACUAACGGUAGUCCGACAAACAACAAUAACAGCCAAGAAAAAUCUAGAACAGUUUCAAUGGAAGAGAUGAUAAAAGAAAUAGAAAAAAAAUUAAGUGAAAAGAGAUUGAAAUAUAAUAGACCCGAGAAUAUGGAAGAACUAACUUAUGAACAGUUAAUAGACGAAAAAACUGCUGUUCAAAAAGCUUUGCUUCAUAUUGAGAAUACUUUUGGGAGGCCAGUUUCUAAAGAAGAUAGAGCUGUCGUGCGAUCUUUAUAUGAUAAAUACAGAACUUUAAAAAGAUUACUUAUUAGAGCAGGCGUGAGCAAAAAUAAAGAUAGCAUUUCAGAGUUGGCUACUAUUUUGGAACACGAAGCAAUGGAUUUUACAUCAUCUAAUUUACCUAACAAUCCAUCUGAUACAGAGAGAAGAGCUAGUGAACCUGAUAUGUCACAUAGAGGUAUUUUGGAUUGUAUAGAUUCGGUAGAUCAAUUACCAACUGACAGUGAUAGUCAGCACAGCAGUAGCGAAGGAAGUCGUAGUAACAACGAAAGUCUUCACGCACUUCCACAAGAGGAAUUAUUGGUACAACAGAAAUUAACCAGAGAAGAGAAAAAGCGUCUGCGACGUGCUUUAAAAGAAUUAGAAGCACAAUUCGAAGCUCGUGCCGGCCGUAGAAUGCAAAGAGAAGAUCGUGGCCCACAAGUCACAACCGUUUACGAAUCAUAUAAGCAGGCUAAAGCAAAGCUUCGACUGAUCGAUGCUCUAGUAGCUAAAAAUGCUUGACGCAGUAUUUAAUGAAUAUCUUGAAAUUUACAUACAUCUAACAACAAAGAAAACUUCAAACAUUAUAAAACAUCCGAAAUAUAUGCAGUGGUUAUUAUAAAGCCAAAAUUUCAUGCAACAUUCAUAAAAAAUGCUAUUGCGCAACAGGAGGCAACAAAAAACAUCUAUCCAAAAUGAAGGAUAUUAAAACGAGACACUAGUAUAUAUGUCUGAUGAUUUGAAUUUAUCCAAAAAUCAAAAUAUUUUAAGAGAAGAAUGGAGAGGCUGUCUCUGGCUGUAAUACUUUGACUUCGUAUGUAUUGAUUAUAAUUGGCUAACGAUCUAUUUUAAAUCAAAAUAUCAAACCGAUAUAAGAACAUGUACGCAAAACUCUAUUCUUAACUACUCAUAUACUGAAAUCUCAGUUACUGAAAUCAAUACAUUGAUAAAUUAAUUUACCUUUAAUUCUGAUAAAAAUGUUUAUUGCGUGUAAUAUGAUAUUUGUACGAAAUAUUUUCAACGACAAUUUCAAUUAUUGUAAUUAACUAGAUUGUUUUGAUAAGACUCUUGUUAUUUUAAUGACUCAGUGAAGUGCAUAUUAUAAAAUGAUAUCAUACGAUAAUAAAUAAUAAAAUUAGUACCAGGUUAGUAUUCUGAACUCUAAACACUAAUAGUUAGAAAGUAACAGUGGCUACCGCGUUAUAAACAAUCUGUCGAUUUGCAUUCAAUUUCCUUCAAAUACUCAACGUCAGAUUCAAUAAAGUAAGGAAAUGCUUAUUGCAUGGUUAUUGUAAACUGCCAAUUUAUACGAAUAAGUACAUCACAUAAAAAAAUAUUAAAGAAAAACAUGCCACUGACCUGCUCCAUUUUACAUAUUUCUACCAGUGUUAUUUAAAAUUUUGUCACACUUUAAUAGAAAUUUUAAAAAAUUUACUUCUUCCUAUUUUAUAUUAUUUGCAUAUACACGUAUAUUGCAUCAUAUUUUUCCAUGUUUGUGCAUUUCUUUAUGUUUGAUUAAAUGUUGAGUAUGUAAAAAAACAAAGACAUAAAGAAAUGAAUUAUUGCUUGAAAAAUUAUUAUAUGUACGUAUCUUGCUAUAAAUCAAUGGAUGCUAACAUGCAGAAGUAAACUACAAAAGAAGUAUUAAAGACGAACAGUGACAAAUUAUGAAAAUAAUUUCAUAAUUGAAACGAAUCUAACGAAUACAUUGUAUGUCGACCUCUGUUUUUUAGUAGGCAUUAUAUAUUUACGUACGUCUUUGUACUCUAUCGAUUAAUAAUAUUAUUGCCAUUUUCAAAUUACUAUUUUUAACAAAUUUAUAUCUUUUUUUAUAUUACAUGACAUAGGAUAUCAUCUUCUUUAAAAGCUAAUACAUCAAUUGAAUGAAAAUAGAAAGAACAGAUAUCUAGAUUCUAGAUUAUACAUUAUUUAAACUAAAAUUGAUAUUUAUUUCAUUAGUCGGAGAUUAUCAUCAUAUUGAAUGUUGAGAGUAAAGAACGGAUCUGUGGGGUUAUUUGUAAUGUAAGUACCUUGUAAGAAAUAUCACAUGUUAUAAUUGUAGAGUACUAUAAACUGUUACAGUCUUAUAGCUGUAUUAAACAUAUUCAUUAAAACCUCGUUAGUUUUUCCGUUUCAUAUUUGUGCAAGUAAAAUUUUAAGGCAAUUAUUCUGAAAUAUAAUGCAGGUAUGACGUAUAUAAACAGUAGCCUUAAAAUUCAACUUGAUAAAGCGUCUUAAAUGAAGGUGCUAAAGUUUCAGUUUUAAUCUUAUCAAACGAAAGAAAUGCUUUGCAAAUUUUAGCAACAUGGAAGUGCGCCGAAGGGGUUCGCGUUUUUAAUAUUAUGAUUUUGCAGCAAACAAAAACUACAGAGCUUAACUAGUACUUAUGUAUUAAGAACUAAAAAAUAAAACAAUGUAGGAAAUAUUCUAUAAAUUAAUAUAUAUUUAUACAUAUAUGUA
Messenger RNA from Bombus pyrosoma, 5494 nucleotides. Its product is annotated as protein FAM13B. The coding region runs from base 917 to 3556 and encodes 879 amino acids. Gene Ontology annotation, biological process: signal transduction. The record is from RefSeq and is a predicted model, not a curated record. The transcript has 13 exons. NCBI's taxonomy places the organism in Eukaryota, Metazoa, Arthropoda, Insecta, Hymenoptera, Apidae.